Messenger RNA from Uncinocarpus reesii 1704, 372 nucleotides. RefSeq lists its product as uncharacterized. The coding region runs from base 1 to 372 and encodes 123 amino acids. Gene Ontology annotation, molecular function: large ribosomal subunit rRNA binding; structural constituent of ribosome. Lineage: Eukaryota; Fungi; Ascomycota; Eurotiomycetes; Onygenales; Onygenaceae. Gene Ontology annotation, biological process: translation. The transcript has 3 exons. The record is from RefSeq and is a predicted model, not a curated record. Gene Ontology annotation, cellular component: mitochondrial large ribosomal subunit; ribosome.
AUGAGUGUGCAGAUCAAGUCGUUAUUAACCUGCAUCGACAAUUCCGGGGCGGCCAUCGUCGAAUGCGCAAACGUCCUCAAGAAGAAAGGAGCCGCGACAAUCGGUGACCGGAUCGUCGUCGUAGUGCAAAAACAGCGAAACUUUGGACCCGAGUCAUCGAGUGCGAACACGGCAAUCGCCAAUAAAGUCCGCCGCGGCGAUGUCAGGCACGCGGUUGUUGUGAGAGCCAAGCAGAAUAUACAAAGACCCGAUGGAAGUGUGGUGAAGUUUGGCGACAAUGCCUGUGUCCUGAUCAACAAGUCCGGGGACCCGAUCGGCACUAGGUUGAACGGUGAGUCUCUUUCGCAGGGAACGCCCAUGGAACUGAGCUGA